CAGCAGGUCGUAAAUUCAGUGAGCUAUAGACCAAGUAAAAGGUUUUGUAUCUUGUAGGUUAUUGGGUGUCGUGUAAAACCAGCAGCAUUUGGGUAACUUAAGGAUUUUCUUAUGCUUUUGUUUGUUUGUUAUUAUUUGUAUUGCAAACGUGUUAAAGUUUCCAGUUUGAAUCCUUCUCUGCCCAAAAAGUGCCAUGUCUACAGGGCUACAGAUGCUUGGGACCAUGCUGGGGGUUCUGGGCUGGCUGGGAACCAUCCUGGCAUGUGCUCUCCCACUAUGGCGUGUUACCGCUUUCAUUGGCAACAACAUUGUGACUGCGCAGGUUGUCUGGGAAGGAUUGUGGAUGACCUGUGUGGUCCAGAGCACCGGCCAAAUGCAGUGUAAGGUUUACGACUCGAUGCUCGCUCUAUCCUCAGACCUUCAAGCCUCUCGUGCCAUUCUGGUCAUUGUUCCAAUGGUGGGACUGGUGGCUAUACUUGCUAGUGUAGCUGGAGGCAAGUGCACAAAUUGCUUGGACCGAAGCCCUGCCAAGGCCAGGCUAGCUACAGCUGCUGGGAUUUUCUUCAUCGUGGCAGGGAUUCUCAGUCUCGUGCCACCCAGCUGGAUUGCCAACACUGUGAUCAGAGAUUUCUACAAUCCUUUGGUGGCUCAAUCACAAAAAUAUGAGCUUGGGGCAUCCAUUUUUAUAUGCUGGGGAGCUGCUGUGCUCAUGGUGAUUGGUGGUGGACUUCUGUGCACCUCUUGGCCCAGUGGUAAAGAGCAGCAUAUGGGAAACUAUAAACCGGCGUCUCAAACCAGUCGAGAGCGUUUUGCUUAUGUCUGAGUCUAAGGACUGAUUUGCUUUGUCUUUUUAAAUAAUUUGUCAUUUAUUUGUGUAAAUAAAAGUUUUAUUCUUCAUA
This is a messenger RNA of Silurus meridionalis, 899 nucleotides long. It is a transcript of the gene cldng, whose product is annotated as claudin g. The coding region runs from base 194 to 823 and encodes 209 amino acids. NCBI's taxonomy places the organism in Eukaryota, Metazoa, Chordata, Actinopteri, Siluriformes, Siluridae. Gene Ontology annotation, cellular component: bicellular tight junction; plasma membrane. The record is from RefSeq and is a predicted model, not a curated record. Gene Ontology annotation, biological process: bicellular tight junction assembly; cell adhesion. Gene Ontology annotation, molecular function: structural molecule activity. The transcript has 2 exons.